Salarias fasciatus (jewelled blenny) is the source of this 3033-nucleotide messenger RNA. Its product is annotated as guanine nucleotide exchange factor VAV3-like. Gene Ontology annotation, cellular component: cytoplasm; plasma membrane. Gene Ontology annotation, biological process: cell migration; regulation of GTPase activity; intracellular signal transduction. NCBI's taxonomy places the organism in Eukaryota, Metazoa, Chordata, Actinopteri, Blenniiformes, Blenniidae. Bases 138 to 2651 code for a protein of 837 amino acids. The record is from RefSeq and is a predicted model, not a curated record. Gene Ontology annotation, molecular function: protein binding; guanyl-nucleotide exchange factor activity. The transcript has 27 exons.
AGAGAGGAGAGGAGAGCGGAGCGCACAGCGCAGCGCAGCGCACGGCUCGGCGCGCAGCAGCAGCAGCAGCAGCCCCACGCGAUGCCGCGCGCGCACCCCAAACACGGACAAAGUUUGUGAGUCCGCCCGCCGCCGACAUGGAGUACUGGAGGCAGUGCGCGAUGUGGCUGAUCGGCUGCAAGGUGCUGCCGGAGAACCACCGGGUGACCGCGGCCACGGCGCAGGUGUUCGACCUGGCGCAGACCCUGCGGGACGGGGUGCUGCUGUGCCAGCUGCUCAACAACCUGAGAGCGCGCACCAUCAACCUGAAGGAGAUCAACCUCAGGCCCCAAAUGUCACAGUUCCUGUGUUUGAAGAACAUUCGGCUUUUCCUGACGUCCUGCUGUGAAGUGUUCGGUUUGAAGAAAAGUGACUUAUUCGAUGCCUUCGAUCUCUUCGAUGUGCGAGACUUUGGCAAGGUUAUGGACACUCUAUCCAAGCUCUCAUACACAACAGCUGCUCAGCAAGCAGGAUUCAAGCCAUUCCCAACCGAGGAGAGCCUGAAAGACGAAGACGUGUACAACAAUCUGCAGGACUUGAUUGACGAGAGCGUCCUCGAGGAUGAAGGCGACUUGUACGCCGCCGUGUACGGCCUGGAAGAAGACUACGCCGGUGGGGAGAUCUACGAAGACCUCAUGAGGACCGAGCAGCUGCCCCCACUGAAGCAGGCGGAGGUGGACGUCCGAAGCUGCUGCCUUACAGAAAUCAAACAGACGGAGGAGAAAUACACGGAGACCCUGGAGUCUAUCGAGAAGUAUUUCAUGAAUCCACUGAAGAGAUUCUUCACCGCAUCAGAAAUGUACAACGUUUUUGUCAACAUACCGGACCUGGUCAAAGUUCACAAGAGCCUGAUGGUGGAGGUGCGGGACUCCAUCCUCAACAAAAAUGCCUUAAAUCUCUACCAGAUUUUCAUCAGCUACAAAGAGAGGCUGCUCAUUUAUGGGAUCUACUGCAGCCGGGUGGAAAUCGCCAUCGCCGUUUUAGACCUCAUCUGCAAAGAGAAAGAGGAUGUCCGUCUGAAGCUGGAGGAGUGCUCCAAAAGGGCCAACAAUGGGAAGUUCACACUGAGGGACCUGCUGGUGGUCCCGAUGCAGCGAGUCCUGAAGUACCACCUCCUUCUGCAGGAGCUCGUCAAACACACUCAUGAUGCCGCUGACAAGAGUAACUUGAAGAUCGCUCUGGAUGCCAUGAAGGACUUGGCUCAGUAUGUCAACGAGGUGAAGAGAGAUAAUGAGACUCUGAGGGAGAUCGACCAGUACCAGAGGUCUAUCGAGAACCUGAAUCAGCCUCUGAUGGUCUUCGGCCGGCCGAAGGGAGACGGCGAGGUGCGCAUGAUCUCCAGCUUUGACAAGAGGAAGCAAGACAGACACAUCUUUUUGUUUGACGUCGCCGUCAUUGUUUGCAAAAGACGAGGAGACAACUAUGAGAUGAAGGAGAUACUGGACCUCAACUACUUCAAGAUCACCAAUAACCCCACUUCUGACCGGGAGAUGAAAAAGUGGUGCUAUGGCUUCUACGUGACGCACCAGCAGGGACACAGCGGCUUUGAACUCUUCUUCAAGACCAGGGAGCUGAAGAAGAAGUGGCUGGAUCAGUUUGAAAUGGCCAUAUCAAAUAUCAGACCAGAGAAGUCAAACCACAACUCCCACCAGUUCAAGAUGCACACCUUCGAGAGGAUCACCUCCUGCAGCUUCUGCCACCUCCUGCUGAGGGGCAUCUUUAACCAGGGCUAUCUCUGUCUGAAAUGUGGCUUGGGAGCUCAUAAGGAGUGUCUGGGUCGACUGGGAGUCUGUGGGAGAACAGAUGCUGUCAAGCCGCGACCCAAGGACGGCACAACACCACCAGACCCAGGUUUACCCAGGAUGGUUGUGAUCAGAGACUACAGUGGCAUCCCCUGUCCCCCGCACGGGCCCCCACUAAGCAUUCAUGCGGGGGAUGUCAUUGAACUGAUGUUUGCCGACCUGCACAGCUCCUGGUGGCAGGGCAAAAUCCUGGCGACGGGCAAGAUUGGCUUCUUUCCAAGUGACGCUGUGAGGCCUUGCCCGUGUGUCCCAAAACCUGUCGAUUACUCCGGUCAGCCCUGGUUUGCAGGGCCGAUGGAGAGGUACCAGGCGGAGGUGGAGCUCCUGGACCGAGGGAACAGCACUUAUCUGGUUCGACACAGGAGUAAAGAAUGUACCGAAUACGCCAUCAGCAUCAAGUUCAACGAUAAAGUCAAGCACAUUAAGAUUCUGACCAAGGAUGGGGGCUUUUACAUCGCUGAGACUCGCCUCUUCAAGACCGUGCUGGACUUGGUGGAGUACUACAAGCAGCACUCUCUGAAGGAGGGUUUCAGCAGUCUUGACACCACUCUGCAGGUCCCCUAUAGGGAACUGUCCAAUGGAAACAUGCCCAAGGCCAUUACCAAGGUUGGCAGUGUCUUCUCUCCCAGAGUCGUGGGGAACGCGGUGGCACGAUACAACUUCUGCUCCAGAGAUACGCAGGAGCUCUCUCUGCUGCAAGGAGACGUUAUCAAGAUCUACACCAAGAUGCCGAACGGCUGGUGGAAGGGGGAGAUCGACGGUCGGGUGGGCUGGUUUCCCUCGACCUACGUGGAGGAGGAGGAGGACUGACGUCACCUCCUGGGUAAAGUCAACUCAGCCUCCGUCCAGAGCUGCCCACCUCCAGUGAGCGCCAUGCCGCUCUGCCCCUGUCUGCGCCCUGAGCCAGAUCUGGUUGAUAAGAGGCGUAAGGUGGAGCCAGCGGUGCCCUCCAAACCCUCCUCCUGCCCUCUGACAGGCUCUGACACAGAGGACAUGUCAAAUCACAGAUUCCAGGAGCGUGGUGCCAUAUCUCGCCUCUCUGCGGCCCUUUCUGCCCCCGCGGCCCGCCGGCAAGAACAUGUGCUGUGCCCAGAUAACCCCCCGCUUCCUCCCUCCUCUCACCUUCCCUCAUAAUUGAUGACUCCAUCGGCCGGCGCGAGACUUGCCUUCACUGUCAUCCCGUUUCGAUAGC